UAAUGUAUACUUACCUUAGUACGAGUAUAUUCAGUGUAGUAAAGUAGUCGCAAGGCUUACAACAGAAAAAACAGGUUUUAGAUGAUAAAUAUUGAAUGUUGAAUUCUAAUUUUUCUAAAACUCCUGUCAAUGAAACAAAGGGAAGUAUGAAGGGCGUAUACAAAGUUAUUAUAUUACUGGUUAUAUGUCUGAAUACUAUUUUAGUAUGUAUAAAUAUUGCACUAGUUGUAUUCAAAAAAAGUGAAAAUAGCGACAAUUCGGCCAUUAACGGUUUAUACUUAACGCCGCACAUCAAACUUGGUCAUAUUGAAGAUGCCCAAAAAAUGUCUAGAGUCCAUCAUCCUGAAUUUCUUUACGUUGACAGUUAUUCAGGUUACUUAACAGCCGAUGAAUCCACCAAUUCACACUUGUUUUUCUGGUAUUUUCCUGCUGCAAAAGUCUCAACCAAAACACCUUUAAUUCUGUGGCUGAAUGGCGGUUAUGGCACAUCAUCCCUCUACGGCUUAUUUGCAGAAAUCGGCCCGUUUCACCCCAUAUCGUCCACUGAACUAAAACUCCGCCAGCAUUCUUGGCAUAAGCAGUACAACCUGUUGUUUAUUGAUAAUCCCGUAGGUGUAGGUUACAGUCGAACGCAAAAAGGCCACACUGUGAAUGAGGCGCAAGCCGGGCGUGAUCUGUACACAGUUAUGAGGCAAUUCUAUCGUUUAUUCCCUGAAUUAAUGAGUAAUGAUUUUUACAUUGCUGGAGAAUCGUACGCUGGGAAGUAUAUUCCAUCACUAGCCUAUACAAUUCACAUGAAUAAUCAAAAAACUAAGCAGAAAAUCAACUUCAAGGGUCUAAUAAUUGGUAAUGGUUUUAUAGAUCCAAUAAAUCAGUUGAAUUACGCUGAUUUUUUGUAUCAGCAAGGACUGGUGGAUAAAGAGGAAGCUGAUGAAUUGAACGCAACUCAAAAUAAAUGCAUUGAUUUAAUUUCAAACAAAAAUUACACUGAAGCAUUUAAAGUUUUUAGUGAUAUAAUCUACGGCGAUGUUGAUUUCACGCCCUAUGGUAGUUUUUUCGCCAAUUUUACAGGUUUUUCAAAUUACUACAAUUAUCUAAUUCCUGAUGAUACUAAUCCGAUUAAAUUAUACACGGAGCAAUUUUUAAAUAAGAAAGAUGUAAAGCGUGCUUUGCAUGUUGACGAGGAUGAAUUUCUACUGAAUGGUAACAAAGUUCAGCGUUCUGAAGUAAUGGAAUCGGCUGUAACAUGGCUAUCAGAACUACUAUCACAUUACAGAGUUUUAUUGUUUGCUGGCCAGUUAGAUAUUAUUGUAGGCUACCACAAUGUUCACAAUUUUAUUGAGAAUAUGAGCUUUUCUGGAGAUGACGAAUUUAUGAAGGCACCUAGAGUAAAAUGGCAUGUUGGAGACGACCUGGCAGGAUAUUGCAGAUCAGCUGGAAAUAUAACAGAAAUUAUGGUGAGAAACGCUGGGCAUGCUGUGCCAAAGGAUCAGCCUUUGUUCACUUUAGAUAUGAUUGAUAGGUUUAUAAAUAAUAAGACAUUUAAUUAAUUAAUUAAUUAUAAAUAGUCGUAGUACGAUGUUAUUAACAAAAUCAGUAAUCACUUUCACCUAGUAUUCACAUAGUUAUUCACGUUAUCAAUACAAUGUUUUUUUCAAAAUCGUUAACAUUUUUACAACUGCGUCAAAACAACUAAGAAUGCAACAAAAAUAAACGAACAGUUAACAAUU
Dalotia coriaria is the source of this 1730-nucleotide messenger RNA. RefSeq names its product venom serine carboxypeptidase-like. Gene Ontology annotation, molecular function: serine-type carboxypeptidase activity. The coding region runs from base 96 to 1550 and encodes 484 amino acids. The transcript is spliced from 2 exons. The record is from RefSeq and is a predicted model, not a curated record. Gene Ontology annotation, biological process: proteolysis. Lineage: Eukaryota; Metazoa; Arthropoda; Insecta; Coleoptera; Staphylinidae.